CGAGCGCGCAAUUCAGUUCGCAUUUUGUUCUCGGGCGUGUUGGACGUUUUUAGUUGUGGGAGCGGACACCGGAACUUGAUUUCGUUUUAUCAUUCUAUGCUAGCGUGUGCAGGUGUUAGUGACUGUUAGUGUUAGCCAAUGCAAGCCAGCGCCCGUGUAUUGGUGGAGCAGCCAAUGCUGCUUGCAGUUCAAAAGGGCAGACAACAACAACGACCAGAAGGCAAAGCAGCUUCAAAAGCAAUAACACAACAAUACCUGGUGGAAAGCAACAAAAGAAGCAUUUAAGCCAACUCGUUCGUUUAUGUUUACGGUUCGUAAGUGUGUGAGUGUGUGUGUGUAUUUGUUCUUAUGAAUACGCAAACAAAUCAAACUAUAAUGGCCAUCGCAAGCUACGAGUAUUUGCCGUGUGUUCAAUACUCAAAUUCAAAUUUAGAUUCAUGCUAGAAAGUGUCGCGUGCGAAAGUGUAAAAUAAAAGCAGCAGCAACAGCGGCCGCGCAAUUUUUUAUGUAGCUGAAAACUAAAACCUGUUCUUGACGCCAAGUGCAAGUUACACAUACACACACAUACGCGCAAGCCAAUACGUGUAAAGAGAGCUAAAGGCAAUAAACAAAAACCUCAACGAGCACUACGACUUUGAAGUAAUUCCUUUGAACCACACACAUUCACAUCUAGAGAAAAGAAAAACUGCACUUCAUCGCCGAAAAUAUACAAAAAAAACCUCCAAUUCGAAAAAAAAAAAAACGAUCAUGGCUAUGACUUCUGCUGCUGUCUAUGCGUCAGCAAGCGCUAACAACGCGCACGUCACACAACAGCAGCAACAGCAAACAACAAAUCAACAGAGACAGCAACAGCGACUGAGCCGUGCGCGCACGAAAAGCGCAGCUCAAAUGACGUCGACGUACACGCUGCUGCUCAAGCGCGCCAAUUCAGCGCCCCAAUGGAUAUUUCUCUUCAUAUUAAUUUAUUUAGCAACAGAUGUUGCCUCGGUGGAAGUGCACACGAAGGAGGCAUAUUUCAAUGGGUCCGCUUAUCUGCGUCUGCAAACGCCCAUGCCCACCUGGGACCACUCUGCGAUCAGUUUCCGCUCGUGCCGCGGCGGUGAAAUACUCGCCCAGCAAUAUAACAAAAACUCAAUCGUAAUCUCAGUGCUCAACGAUUUCCUGCAAGUCUCCCUCGCCGGACCAGCCGUCAUCGGGCUGAACAAUCGCCUGGACGUCAGACUGCCCUACCAACUGUUGGACAAUCGCUGGCAUACGCUACAAUUCAAGUACGAGUACGGUAAUCUCUAUUUGCAUGUGGAUCGUGAGGCUAUUAUAUUUGCCAACUCGACGUACAACAGCCAGUUUCUCACCAAUCAGGACAUCGGCAACGAGUUGGCCAUACUGAUAUUGGGCAAUUCGUUCUCGGGCUGCCUGCUGGAUGGACCUGGACUGCAGUUCGUGAAUGCAUCCAAACAGAAUGCCGUAUUUGGAGUCUGCCCAUUAUCGUAUGGUCCGUGCAGUGAGCACGAAACAUUUACUCGGGCGCAGGACAACUAUUGUCUGAAUGAUCCCUGCAUGGGUCAUGGCACCUGUACUUCAAGUGCCGAUGGCUACGAAUGCCGCUGCACGGCACGGUACUCGGGCAAGAACUGUCAGAAGGACAAUGGCUCGCCGUGCGCCAAGAAUCCGUGCAAUAAUGGCGGCACCUGUCGCGAGAACUCACGCGGUGACUACCAAUGCGUCUGUCAUGCAAAUCAUAGUGGCGAACACUGUGAGACCGAGGUCAAUAUACAUCCGCUCUGCCAGUCGAAUCCGUGUUUAAAUAAUGGCGCGUGCGUUGUGCUGAGCGGCAGCUCCAGUCCCACCUGCGAGUGCCCUAAGGGCUAUACGGGCGCCCGUUGCGAAAUCGAUAUGGAUGAGUGCGCCUCACAGCCUUGCCAGAACAAUGGCAGCUGCAUCGAUAGCAUCAAUGGAUUCAGCUGCAACUGCAGCGGCACCGGCUACAUGGGCGCCUUCUGUCAGACGAACAUCGAUGAGUGCGAUGACAAUCCGUGCUUAAAUGGCGGGCGCUGCUUUGAUACAUACGGCGGCUACACCUGCCAGUGCCAGGAUGGCUGGCACGGCGAGAUCUGCGAGAAUCCCAUUAGCUGCCAGACGCAGCAGUGCCUCAAUGGCGGCACCUGUGUCGAUAAGGCCAUCGGCUUCCAGUGCAUCUGUGCGCCCGAAUAUAGCGGCGAGCUCUGCCAACUGGGUCCGAGCUGUGCCCAGCAGUGUCCCAUCGAUUCGGAGUGUGUUGGCGGCGUGUGUAUGUGUAAGCCAGGAACUUCGGGCCCCAUUGGUCAUUGCCUGCCAACAACAACAACACCGCUACCAGAACAAGCAACCACUGCAAGAACAACCCCAGCUAUUCCCACAACAAAUGUUGCAACAACAGCAACAUAUAUUACUACCACCAAAAAACCUUCAAUAACCAACACAACAAGAACAGCAACAACAACAACAGAAAGUAAACUAAACAAACAGCAACACCAACAACAACAACAACAACAAGCACAAACGCAACGCUCGGCCUCCCUGAAUGCAUGUCCCCAAGAAAAUUGCUUGAAUGGUGGCACCUGCCUAGGAUAUAGUAACAAUUAUACCUGUAUAUGUGCUAGUGGAUACACAGGUUACAACUGCCAGCAGAGCACGGGCGAUGGCGCCGCCGCUUUGGCCUUAACGCCCAUCAACUGCAACGCCACGAAUGGCAAGUGCCUGAAUGGAGGCACCUGUUCCAUGAAUGGCACCCAUUGUUACUGUGCCGUUGGCUACUCUGGCGAUCGCUGCGAGAAGACAGAGAACUGUUCGCCACUCAAUUGCCAGGAGCCAAUGGUCUGUGCUCAGAACCAAUGCAUUUGCCCAGAGAACAAGGUGUGCAAUCAGUGCGCCACACAACCCUGCCAGAAUGGCGGAGAGUGCCUUGACCUGCCCAAUGGGGACUUCGAGUGCAAGUGCCAGCGAGGCUGGACAGGGCGGAACUGUGCCAACGAUGUGGAUGAAUGCGUACUGCAGCCAAAAAUCUGCGGCAAUGGCAUUUGCAAAAAUGAGAAGGGCUCCUACAAGUGCUACUGUACGCCUGGAUUCACGGGCAUCCAUUGUGACUCCGAUGUAGAUGAAUGCCUCAGUCAUCCGUGCCUGCACGGCGCCACAUGCCACAACAAGUUGUUUUUCUUUAAAUAUGGAAAGCAUCGGAUAUUGAGACAAAUCAAUGCCUACGCGUGCGACUGCAAGCCUGGCUAUCAGGGGGAGAACUGCGAAAUUGAUAUUGACGAGUGCAUUAGCAAUCCGUGCUCGAAUGGCUCCACUUGUAUUGAUAUGAUUAACAAUUUCACGUGCUCCUGCAUACCGGGUAUGACGGGUCGCAUAUGUGACAUUGACAUCGAUGACUGCAUCUCGGCGCCCUGCCUCAACAAUGGCCUGUGCAUAGACGAGCUGGGUGGCUUCCAUUGCGACUGCGGCGGCACGGGAUACGAGGGCAAGAACUGUGAGCUGAAUAUUGAUGAAUGCGUAUCGAAUCCAUGCACGAAUGGCGCCAAGUGCAUAGAUCAGGUGAAGGACUAUUUCUGUGAGUGCCAUGCUGGCUACAAGGGAAAGAACUGUGAACAGGAUAUCAAUGAGUGCGAGAGCAAUCCCUGUCAAUACAACAGUAGCUGCUUGGAACGCUCCAAUGCCACCUUGUAUCAGCUAAGCAGGGUUAUGGACUUGCCACGUGUCUUCAGUCAGCCCUUCAGCUAUGAGAAUGCCAGCGGAUAUGAAUGUGUGUGCGUGCCAGGCAUCAUAGGCAAGAACUGUGAGAUCAAUAUAAAUGAAUGCGAGAGUAAUCCGUGCACCAAGCACGGCACCUGCAAUGAUGGAAUUGGUACCUACACCUGCGAAUGUGAUCCGGGCUUUGAGGGUACACACUGUGAGAUCAACAUUGAUGAAUGCGAUCGAUAUAAUCCCUGCCAGAAUGGCACCUGCAUUGAUGAGAUUAAUGACUACGAAUGCGACUGUGAUGCCAAUUUUGGUGGCAAGAAUUGCUCUGUACCGCUAAUUGGCUGCAUCAGUGGUCCCUGUUUAAAUAAUGGCACAUGUCGCCCAUUUUUAGUGAACGAAACGAUACACCUGUUCAACUGCUCAUGCGAGCACGGCUACCAGGGAGAAACCUGCGAGAAGACCACAACCUUGUCCAUGGUUGUCAGCAGUCUGAUAACGGUAAAGACGCAACGUGACGAGGGCUACGACAUUAAUUUGCAGUUCAAGACAACGCUGCCAAAUGGUGUUCUUGCCUUUGGAACCUCCGGUGGUCAGAACGGACCGGUUAGCUAUAUACUGGAACUGAUCAAUGGAAGGCUGAAUUUACAUUCAUCGCUGCUGAACAAAUGGGAGGGCGUUUUCAUUGGAUCCAAGCUGAAUGAUAGUAAUUGGCACAAAGUGUUUGUGGCCAUCAAUACGUCGCACUUGGUGCUUUCUGCCAAUGAUGAGCAGGCCAUCUUUCCCGUGGGUUCCUAUGAGACAGCCAACAAUAGCCAGCCCUUGUUCCCACUAACCUAUCUGGGCGGAACCAUACCCAAUUUAAAGUCAUAUCUAAACCAUCUGACGCAUCAGCCCACCAGCUAUGUGGGCUGCAUGCAGGAUGUCGUCGUCAAUGGCAAAUGGAUCUUUCCCGAUGAGCACAACGAGCCCGAUUUGGAUGAGAAUACCAAAUUGUCCUAUGUACAAAGCGGCUGUCCGCGCACGCAGCAAUGCAACCCAAAUCCGUGUCACUCCAAUGGCGAGUGCACAGAUCUUUGGCACACCUUCACCUGCCACUGUCCCAGGCCUUUCUUUGGACACACAUGCCAGCACAAUAUGACGGCAGCCACCUUUGGACAUGAGAAUACCACACACUCGGCUGUGAUUGUGGAGACGACAGAUGUAGCCAGACGCGCCAUACGCUCCAUUUUGGACAUAUCCAUGUUUAUACGAACGCGCGAACCAACGGGUCAGGUCUUCUACCUGGGAAGCGAUCCGCGCAAGAUGCCCACAAAGAACGUUGGCGACUCGUAUGUGUCUGCUAAGCUGCAUGGUGGUGAGUUGCUGGUGAAGAUGCUGUUUAAUGGCACGCCAGAGGCAUAUACGGUCGGUGCACAAAAGCUGGACAAUGGCUACAAUCAUCUCAUCGAGGUGGUGCGUAAUCAGACACUGGUGCAGGUCAAGCUCAAUGGUACCGAGUACUUCCGCAAGACGCUGUCGACGACGGGUCUGCUGGAUGCACAGGUGCUCUACUUGGGCGGGCCGGCGCCAACGCGCGAAUCUUUGCUGCCAGUUAGCACAGAGCCGGGCUUAGAUGAGAGCAGCGUGCCCGUAAGCGGCAACACGCCGUCCAAGGAGGCGGACGACAGCAAGGAUUACUUCAAGGGCAUAAUACAGGAUGUUAAAGUGAGCAAUGGUUCGCUCAAUAUGAUCGUCGAAAUGUAUCCACUGAAUGUGACCGAUGUAAAUGUGAACGCCAAGCCCUUUGGAGCGGUCAGCAUUGAUCGAACGUCGGUACUGCCGGGCGAGGUGUCGGACGAUUUGUGCCGCAAGAAUCCGUGCAAACACAAUGCCGAGUGCCGCAACACAUGGAACGACUAUAGUUGUAAAUGCCCGAAUGGUUACAAGGGCAAGGAUUGUCAGGAGAUUGAGUUCUGUCAGCUGGUCACCUGUCCAGGCGGCAGUAGCUGCCAGAAUCUGGACGAUGGCUACGAGUGCUUAACCAAUAUCACAUUCACUGGCCAGGAACAUUCGCCGCUAGCCUUCUCCUACUUCAAAGAGCAGCUGCCAGAUGAGAUUGGCGGCAUGGCCAAGCAGCCGCUACUGAAACCGGUAAUUGAAAUUGCAUAUCGCACACGUGCCGGUGGCACUCUGCUCUUCAUUGACAAUCAGGAUAGCUUCUUUGAAAUUGGCGUAAAUGGCGGCAGGGUCACUGUCACAUGGAAGCUGACCCAGCUGCACAUUGGUGAGUCAGGGCGCUUCGAGAAGGAGAACACGGAUGGCGAAUGGAAUCGCAUUUAUUUGCGUGCACAUGGCGGUAAACUUGAGGGCGGCUGGAAGGGUUGGGAAUCGAUGGUAGAUCCCACGCCUGGCUUCUCAACGGACAUCGAUCAGGCGGCGUUCCAGGAUCUGCUCUUCAGUAGCACCCAAGUCUAUUUGGGCGGCAUGCCAGAGUCGCGUCAAUUGCGCGGCUCCACACAAUCCUCCCAGCAGGGCUCCCAGUUCAAGGGCUGCCUGGGUGAGGCGCGCGUCGGUGAUCUACUGUUGCCCUAUUUCUCCAAUGCCGAACUCUACCCGCACACUGAGAAUGUGUCCGUGCAGCUGCAUGCACAAUUUCGCCUGAACUCGACCCGACCCGAGGAGGGCUGCAUUUUGUGCUUCCAAGCGGACUGUAAAAAUGGCGGCUACUGCAAUGCGCCCAACGAUGAAUACGCGUGCACCUGCCAGGCGGGCUACGAGGGCGAUGACUGCGCCACGGACAUCGACGAGUGCCUCAACACGCACUGCGAAAACAAUUCCACAUGCAUAAAUCAGGUGGCCAACUUCUAUUGCGAGUGCCAGCCCGGCUUCGAGGGUCGCUACUGUGAACAGAACAUUGACGAAUGCGCCGCCCAGCCAUGUCACAAUGGCGGCAACUGCACCGAUCUGAUCGCUGCCUACCGCUGCGACUGCCCCGACGAGUACACGGGUCCGCAGUGCAGUGCGCUCAAGCAGAUGACUUGCGAAAAUGAGCCUUGUCGCAAUGAUUCCACCUGUGAAAAUGGAUUUAAUGCUCAAACCGGGAAUAACUUUACAUGCACAUGCUCUACAGGAUUUGAGGGCCCACUAUGUGACAUGCCCUUCUGCGAGCUGACACCCUGCUCCAAUGGAGGGUUGUGUCUGACCACGAAUUCCAUACCAAAUUGCAAGUGCAGUCUGGGCUAUAUGGGUCGCCUUUGUGAGGAGGAGAUCGAUGAAUGUGCCUCCAAUCCCUGCAUGAAUGGUGGCCAAUGUAACGAUCUUGUAGGUGGCUAUCAAUGCAACUGUACGUCCACUGGCUUUGAAGGCGUGCACUGUGAAAACGACAUAGACGAGUGCAUCGAGAGCUUGGAGUAUUGUGGCGAUCUCGGACGCUGCAUCAACAUGCCGGGCAGCUUUAAGUGCAUUUGCCAGAAGCCCUACUGUGGCGCCUUCUGUAACUUUACCGAUCCGUGUAAUACGCUAAACAUUUGCGCCAAUGGCGGCCAGUGCGUGGAGAACUGCGGCGGCGAAGCGGAUUACUACUGCAAUUGCACCGAGGGUUUUAUGGGAAAGAACUGCACAGCGCCGAUAACGGCCAAGGAUGAUGGUCCAUCGACAACAGACAUUGCUAUUAUUGUCAUACCUGUUGUUGUCGUCCUGCUGUUGAUUGCUGGUGCACUGUUGGGCACGUUUCUGGUGAUGGCACGCAAUAAGCGUGCCACACGUGGCACCUACAGUCCCAGCGCACAGGAGUACUGUAAUCCUAGGCUGGAAAUGGACAAUGUGCUCAAGCCACCGCCAGAAGAACGACUUAUUUAGUUAGCACCAGUACCAAGCCUGAAUAUAAACAAAAGAUAUUUUACAAAAUCCGCCCAUAUAAGUACAAUGCGAUCCUGUCUUGUUGUACUAAGUUUAUCUAUAGUUAAGUUCGUCUUUAAAAGGUGCUCGCAAAGCAAUGAAUCAGGCUUCCACAGAGCAACUCUGCAGCAAUCCUCCCCCCACAGAGACACACUUAGACUUUAAUACCUACGCUUUAGUUAGUAAAUAACUCAGUUUUCUAUUUAUUAUAGCGAGUAGUUUGUAUGGCAAUCACUUUAUAGUCGUUAUAUAGUUACUGUUUAGAUUCAGUAUUCGAUGUAAACAGAAUGAACGAGUAUAUAUCUAAAAGCUGCGAACAAAGUUAUGCUGCACACAGAAACAGAAACACGAAAUUGAAAAUAGAGUUCAAAAACAAAAUAACAACAGAAUUCGAAGCAUUGCAUGCGCAAGCCCUUAAAUACGCUAAUGUACAAGAAUAUUUUGUAAAUAGGUGUGUAUGCCCGUUUUUAAACUAAAUUAGCUGAGCUAAAUAAAAUCCUACAUACCCUUGCAUGCA
Molecule: messenger RNA, 8110 nt
Organism: Drosophila virilis
Lineage: Eukaryota; Metazoa; Arthropoda; Insecta; Diptera; Drosophilidae
Gene: crb
Product: cell polarity complex component crumbs
Biological process (GO): establishment or maintenance of epithelial cell apical/basal polarity; heterophilic cell-cell adhesion
Cellular component (GO): plasma membrane; protein-containing complex
Molecular function (GO): calcium ion binding
Source: RefSeq, a predicted model, not a curated record